AUGAGAAAUGUUGAUCUGCAAAUGUCUAUUUCCGCCGUCCUCAGUGAGAGUGCACAAGACAGCACGUCAACCUUCAGACGAUCCGCAACUUCAGCCUAUAGCGACCUCAAGCGUGAAGAGAUCGACAGCCCAGAGGAUCUGCUGCAAAUGAACGGAAAUCGUCGAGUUGCACAAAUAAUUCAUCUUCGACCAGAGGCUUUAGCAGCAUAUAAAGAAUGCCACGCUAACGUUUGGCCCGAGGUGUUACAGCAAAUACAUGAUUGUAACAUGCGCAAUUAUUCCAUCUUCUUUGAUCAAGACCAUACACUUUUCGCCGUGUUCACAUACGUUGGUGAAAACUUUGAGUUGGAUCAGGCUAAGAUGAAAGCGAACUUGAAGGUGAGAGAGUGGUGGCAAAUGACAGACGCAAUGCAGACAAGUUUGAUUCCCGGUGCUACUGGCAGUGUGGAUGGGCCAGGCUGGUGGAAAGACCUUGAGGAGGUUUUUCACGUCGAUUGA
Molecule: messenger RNA, 498 nt
Organism: Penicillium subrubescens
Lineage: Eukaryota; Fungi; Ascomycota; Eurotiomycetes; Eurotiales; Aspergillaceae
Product: L-rhamnose mutarotase
Exons: 3
Coding region: 1-498 (165 amino acids)
Molecular function (GO): racemase and epimerase activity, acting on carbohydrates and derivatives
Source: RefSeq, a predicted model, not a curated record